Molecule: messenger RNA, 815 nt
Organism: Galleria mellonella (greater wax moth)
Lineage: Eukaryota; Metazoa; Arthropoda; Insecta; Lepidoptera; Pyralidae
Product: TP53-regulated inhibitor of apoptosis 1-B-like
Exons: 2
Coding region: 177-422 (81 amino acids)
Source: RefSeq, a predicted model, not a curated record
AUUAGAACUAUUUUUCAAUUGAUUUAGAUUUUCCAAAUGAUUAAUGUGAAGUAGAAUUGAAUUGACUCUCAACUCACUUCAGAAUAUUAUUAUUUCCCAACCUUUAUUAAUUUUUUUUAGUGUUUAACCUCGUUUUCAUUUAAAUAAAAUAAUAGUAAUAAAGUAAAUAGUAAAAUAUGAAUAGUAUUGGAGAAGAAUGUACAGAACUUAAGAAGAAAUACGACGACUGUUUCAACACAUGGUUUUCUGAGCGAUUUUUAAAAGGCGACCACGAUGAUUCAAUGUGCGCCGGUAUCUUUAAAGUUUAUCAGGAAUGUGUUAAGAAUGCUAUGAAGCAACAGAAUAUAGAUUUUAAAGAGGUUGAUAAGGAUAUAUUAGGUACAGAGAAUGAAUUCAAAGCACCACCAGAUGGCACAAGUUGACACCAAUUUAAUGUAAUGUGUGCUUUCAAUCCAGUUACAUGUUGGAACAUUUUCUAUGGAAACUUCAAAUGCCAGGAGCGUGACAAAUUAAAGUACAAAGAAGAAAAUAAAGUAAACAGUUUAUAUAAUGAAACAGACAUUUAAGUUUAUUUCUGUGUAUAUUUUAAUUUAUAAUAAGGAUAAAGUAAUACAAUUUUAAGCAAAUAUGCUUACUUACAUAUAUGGAUCUCUAUUUAAUAUUUUUAAAAUGUCAAUUUGAAAUUAUUUGCAUUUAUUUUAUAUGACAAUAAAAUGUAUUUUACAUUUCUUAUUCUACAAGCAUGCAUUACUCGGUAAAAGUAGAUGAAAUAUAGCUUAAUAAUUAUUAUAAUAAAAUAUAGCUGUGCAAUGUUC